AUGACUCCCUUGUCAGGUAUUCGUCUCUUUCACACCACAAGAGCUGCUAGAAUGUCCUAUACUAUCAACAAAUCGGCAAUAACCACUGAAAAUGGUAUUCUAUCAGCUGUUGGUAACACUCCCUUGGUGAAGCUUGAGAAAUUGUCCAAGGAGACCGGUAGAAACAUCUAUGGUAAGGCCGAAUGGAUGAAUCCCGGUGGUUCUGUCAAGGACCGUGCUGCCUUGUUCUUCAUUGAGAAGGCUGAAGAGAGGGGACACAUCAAGCAAGGUGGAACUAUUGUUGAAGGUACCGCUGGUAACACUGGUAUUGGGUUGGCGCACAUUUGUCGUGCCAAGGGGUACAAGUGUGUCAUCUAUAUGCCAAACACUCAAUCGCCUGCUAAGAUGGAGACCCUAAGAUUACUGGGCGCUGAAGUUCAUCCUGUUCCUGUUGUGCCAUUUGACAAUCCUGAAAAUUUCAAUCAUAAGGCCAGAAGACACGCAGAAAGUAUGGAAAACGCAUACUGGACUAACCAAUUCGACAAUUUAGACAAUAGGCAGGCCCAUAUUGAAAGCACGGGGCCUGAAAUCUGGAACCAGCUUAACGGUAAAGUUGAUGCAUUCACCUGUUCCUCUGGUUCCGGUGGCACCUGGUCUGGUAUAACGAGGUAUUUGAAAACAGUGAAUCCAAAAGUCAAGUCUUACAUCACCGAGCCACCAGGAUCUUGUUUAUACUCCUACGUCAAGACAAACGGUGAAAGUUUGGCAAGAGAAGGAGGCUCUUUCACCGAAGGUGUUGGUCAAGGUAGGGUUACUAAUAACGUUGCGCAAGAUAUCAAACUAGCUGAUGACUCCUUCUUGAUCGCAGAUCAAAAGUCGCUCAACAUGGUCUACAAAUUGAUCGACGAGGAAGGUUUAUUCCUGGGUGGCACCUCUGGAUUGAAUGUUGCUGGUGCCGUCGAAGCAGCUUUACUUUUGCCAGAAGGUUCCAAUGUUGUCACGAUUCUAGCGGAUUCUGCCCAUAAAUAUGCAAGUAAGAUUUUCUCCAAGAAGUUUUUGAUUGAAAAGAACCUGUAUGAGGAUAUUCCAGAGCAUUUGAAAAAAUAUGCCAGUUUAGAAUAA
Messenger RNA from Pichia kudriavzevii, 1101 nucleotides. RefSeq lists its product as uncharacterized. Gene Ontology annotation, molecular function: cysteine synthase activity. The record is from RefSeq and is a predicted model, not a curated record. NCBI's taxonomy places the organism in Eukaryota, Fungi, Ascomycota, Pichiomycetes, Pichiales, Pichiaceae. Bases 1 to 1101 code for a protein of 366 amino acids. The transcript has a single exon. Gene Ontology annotation, cellular component: cytoplasm.